This is a messenger RNA of Chelmon rostratus (copperband butterflyfish), 558 nucleotides long. It is a transcript of the gene ggctb, whose product is annotated as gamma-glutamylcyclotransferase b. The transcript is spliced from 4 exons. Lineage: Eukaryota; Metazoa; Chordata; Actinopteri; Chaetodontiformes; Chaetodontidae. The coding region runs from base 4 to 558 and encodes 184 amino acids. The record is from RefSeq and is a predicted model, not a curated record. Gene Ontology annotation, molecular function: gamma-glutamylcyclotransferase activity.
AGCAUGGAGAAUAACCACACCUUCCUGUACUUUGCAUAUGGCAGCAACCUGCUGAAGGAGCGCCUCCAGCUCAAGAACCCCUCAGCAACAGUACACUGUGUGGCCAGACUCAAGGACUAUAAACUGGUGUUUGGAAACCAUAAAGGCCUUGCCAGUGACCGGUGGCAUGGAGGUGUAGCCACCAUAGAGCACAGCCCAGGGGACGAGGUGUGGGGUGUGGUGUGGAGGAUGAACAUGUCUGAUCUGGAGUCUCUAGACAGUCAGGAGAAUGUGACAUUAGGUGCAUAUACUCCUGUGGAGCUAUCAGUGAAGACAAAAGGCCAGGAGCUCAACUGUCGUACCUACAUAAUGAACAGCUGUGUGUAUGCCCCACCAUCACCACAAUACUUACAGGUGAUUGUGAUGGGAGCUGAGCAAAAUGGCUUGCCAAAGGACUACCAGGAGAAGCUGAGAGCAAUUAAGACCAACAUGUAUGAGGGUCCUCUGCCCAUGAUGGCUGAACUGGAGCGAGCCAGAAGAAGAACCAAAGAGAGGACCAACCACCGUUCUGACGCCUAA